UUAGACUCGUAGAAAGCAUACCAAUCGACAACAAUGGCAUUUAGGAUUGUUGCAACUUUUGCUUGUUUGCUUGCCUUCACCAACGCCAGUGCAAUCUUCGACCAUCACGAUGAUGGGCAAUGGUAUGGAGAAGGACUUCUUGAAAGUCAAGAUCAUGAAGCUCAACAUGGAGCUUACGGCGCUUUUGCCCACGAAGCCCAUGAUGAUGAUGGACAAUGGCACGGAGAAGGACUAAUAGAGAGUCAGGACCAUGAAGCUCAUGAUGAUGGUCACGCCAUUGCUCAUGCUGUUCAUCAUGCAGUUCCCCACCUUGUAGCGUAUCCUCAUCCUGUACCAUUACCCGUUCCGCAUCCAGUUCCAGUACCUGUACCAGUUGCUCAUCACGUUCCCGUGUCAGUUGUUCACCACACCCCCGUACCAGUACAUCAUGCAGUUCAUGUACCAGUUGUUCAUGUAGAUCAUCAUGAUCAUCAUGGAUUCGCUGCAUCAGUUGCUGGACCUUCUGGACAUGUUCAUACCCAUGCUUAAGAUAUAAACUGACAGACAUAACUUGUCGACUGUGAUUGU
Messenger RNA from Agrilus planipennis (emerald ash borer), 567 nucleotides. RefSeq lists its product as uncharacterized. The record is from RefSeq and is a predicted model, not a curated record. Lineage: Eukaryota; Metazoa; Arthropoda; Insecta; Coleoptera; Buprestidae. The coding region runs from base 34 to 528 and encodes 164 amino acids. The transcript has 2 exons.